Molecule: messenger RNA, 3334 nt
Organism: Marchantia polymorpha subsp. ruderalis
Lineage: Eukaryota; Viridiplantae; Streptophyta; Marchantiopsida; Marchantiales; Marchantiaceae
Source: the annotation of a GenBank genome assembly
AGGGAGCGAGCGAGAGAGAGCAACCGGCUGGCAGGCCGAGAGAUCAGAAGGCCGACUGAAGACGCGGUGCGAGCGAGACAGGAGGAACGCAAGAACCACCGGAUUUAAUAGACGGGAGCGUGCAGGAGCAUCUUUUGAUUCUUAAAAAUCUGUCCCGCGCCCGCGCUCGCGCUUGACCCCCGCCUGCCUGCCUCCUUGCUCGCUGCUAAGGAGACGAGUGCGAGUGCGAGAGCGAGAGCGAGCUAGCGGACCCGGAGUCGGAGACGAGAGGAGGAGGAGGAGGAGGCAGCAGGAGGAGGACCGCUCGAGGCACGAGCAGGAUGAUGCCAUAGACGCGGUGGGCGUCGAGCACUUCGGUGCGACCGAGUCCGAUGAGUUCCAGCUUGUGCUCGUGGGUGUGCAUUCGCUUUGCGACGAUGCGCAGGGCAGUGCGUCCGGGAACUGGGCGGAGCAGGGCGUAGGUGUGUGAAUUAGGUUAGAUUUACGGCCUGGGAAACAGGAGCAGGAGCAGGAGCAACUUGGUGUUCGUACUCGGGAGGAAGCAUGUGCGGCUUCUGUGUUUUCCUUUGAACGAGUGUUGAACGGCGACAUGGUUUUGUGGUCCGUGAAGUGGAGGAGGAGCGUUUGAGGAUGCGACGCCCUGUUAGAGUUUAGCAUCCAACAUGGAUUACAACAAUCAGUCUGACUCUAGCGGUACAGACGAUGAUCUUCCUCCAAGCCAUUCGAACCGAGGAGCGCGUGGUGGUGGAAGGCCUAGUGGCAAUGGAAGGGCAGCCGGUGCAUCUGUGUACGGACGGUCUCAACCUCCUACAGCAGAUCAGCAAAUAAGGAAGUUGGAGCUUGAUGCGUAUACCGCUGUACUACGUGCUUUCGGAGCCCAGUCUGAGGUUAUAACAUGGGCUAAGGAGCGGCUCAUGUCUGAUCUUCGGAAAGAGCUUAGAGUUCCAGAUGAGCAACACAGGGAACUCUUGGGAAGAGUCGCGGGUGAUGACACGCUUCGACAAAUCAGAGAAUGGAGACCGGUUGAUGAAUCUGCCCCUCCACCAAGUGCACCUCCUCCAGUCUUGCUUGAUCCUUCGCCCAGUCCUGCUGUUUCACAAUCUCGGAAGAAGCAGAAAACAACUCAUGUAGCUCAAGUGACCACACCUUUGCCACCACCACCGCCUCCGCCUGUGCUGAAACCUGCGCCAAGUGCAGCUCCUGCCGUUCCCUCACCCGCUCCUUCUAAAAGAGGUGUUCCUGUCGGGCCUAGAGGCAAGAAAAGCAAGAUGGGUCGUCAGCCGCCUGUGGUUGCAGCAAGCACCCCCAAAGCUCCUGUGGGAGUUCCUGCUUCUGGCAGGAAUUCUAACUUAGGGCGAGGACCGGCUCCAGGCAGAUCUGGCGCUGGAGCAGAGGCCGCGUCUGACUCAUAUUUAGGGAAGAGAGUGAAGACCCGGUGGCCAGAUGACAACACUUUCUAUGAGGCGGUGAUUACGGAUUACGAUCAAGAAAAGGGUAAGCAUGCACUUGUGUAUGACAUGGGUACUGCACAGGAGACUUGGGAGUGGGUGAACUUGAAGGAGAUGUCAAAAGGUGACAUGAAGUGGGUGGAAGGUCCACCAAUAUCCCUUGUGAACAAGCCCUCCGGACCGCCUGCUUCUGUGGGUCGUGGUGGAGGACGCGGCAUGAAGAGGGGAGGUAGUGCUAGGGGUGGUUCAGUUGCUGGCGCUGGGAGGGCACGGGGUAGUGCUCGAGGUCAACCACCGGCUGCCACAGCCGCAAUUGUGCCAGUUGCACAAACGAGGUCGUGGAGGGGUGCACCUGGCGCCGAAAAUGGUCUAGAGAGGAAGGGGAGUCGAACUUUGCAAAUACCGAUCAUCGACCCACUUCUCAAGGAGGCCGAGAACCUCGAUGAAAUUGUGGACAUCGAGAAGCUGGAGAACUUGAAGCGGAAAGCUAAGGCCCAAGAAGAAGCUCUUCGUGCUGCUUUGGUGGAGCUUGGUGAGUCUUCAGAAGAGGCAGAAAGUGAUGAUGGCGCACAUGGUCCAUCCUCCCACACACGAUCAGUUGAUAGAGAGAGGGUGAAUCGGAGUCGUCAAGAUAGCAGGGAUCGGAGAGAGGAUACAGACGAGGAGGAAGAUACAGCUGGUGAUGGAAGGGGUGAGGGAUCCGACGGGGAACCAGUCGUUGGAGAAGGUGGGGGGGCCUCGGAUGGUGAACACCAUGGGGCCGAGGAAGGGGAGGAGGACGAUGAAGAUGGAUAAACUGUACCGGUGUGUAGACUUUCCGACGUUGUUACUUUUCCCUUUCAUCAUGUGCCUAAUGGAUUGACAUCUGGAUUCGCCAAGAGAUCUCUUGUGCUGUGUCCUCCGUAUCUACAUAGUAACUGAAUGCAAGGCUUGCAAGGCUAAGUUGGAGAGGAGACCAGGGGAUGAUGGAGAAGGCAGAUGAGUCGGGGAAUUUAUUCUGAAAUCAUCUGCCUGAUGGAUUCAAUCCUGCAAGUCAGAAUCAUGCAAACUAACCCUGCCACAAUUGUGGACCCUUUGAAGGUCUAUGCUAGAAACUAUUAGGGAUUUUCAUGGGAUAGGACAGUAUUGAGCUGGUGUCAGCAAUCGUACGACAGAUCAGGUUUACCUUGAUCAUGCUUUCAUCAGCACUAGAGUUGGGGUUAAUAUGUUCCUGAUUGUAGCCUGUCAGCUGUAGGUUUCGUUAAACGGUUUCCCACAGGUAAAGUCACAAUGUGUUGUGUAUCUGGAACUGCGAUGGCUUUACUAACAUCGCCCUUGUAAAUGUUUUUGAGACGCUCUCUAAUUUUGAGAUUGCACUGAUCCGGGCGCUGCUCUACGAUACUUGUGGUGAACCACCUGCAACAUGUACAGUAAGUACCUACCUCAAAAACUACCCCGGUAGACUUCCCAUCCUUUUCUUCAUGUGCCCAGGGAGGAGUUUAUAUCGGUCAAGCUGAAUUCUUGAAAUGACUCUUACAUUGUACAUUAUUCCGACCAUAUACGGGCAGUGAGAUUUGUCGAGGUUAUGAGACUUGAGUCACACCAUCACAUGGCCUGCCAUUAGUUUUCGUCAGCCGAGGGCCGUGAUGCGUCGCGUCUGUCAGAUUUUUAGCUCAGACCAAUUCACUUCACACUUUCCGUUUCACAGCAGUCGAAGGAAAUCUCUUAAAAGCCUAGGAAGUUAUCAGAUUAUUUAUUAUCUGCUCUGUGGGUGAAGAGAGUUAUCAUUCGAUGCGUCAAGCUUUCUGGCACUAAGCUAGGUAGAGAAACAACCUCAUUGUUUUCGUUUGUGACAGAAAUUUGUCACACGAUCAAAUUUCGAUUCGAAGAAAUAUCACUGAUACUGU